CCGUCGGCGGACGCCGACGGGGCAGGCGCAGCUCCGUCCAAAGCGCGACAGCCUGCGGGAUGGCCGAAACGCGCAGAAAAAUGGACGCGGCCGCUGGCGAGUCACCAAUAAAUGGAGUCUCGCGCCACGCCGCGCUCUACUAGACUACUGCUGCUACUAGCACAGCGCUGAAACCAGCGGCGGCGAGCUCGAGAGAGAAAGAGAGAGAGCUCCCCGUCAGGAGGCGAUGGCAACUAUGGUGCUCCUGCUGCUCUUGCUGGCCAUGGCGUUCAGAGGAUCAGACGGCUCGUGGUGCGUGUGCCGGCCGGACGCGGCGGACGCGGCGCUGCAGAGGACGCUAGACUACGCGUGCGGGCACGGCGCGGACUGCGCCGCCGUGCUCCCGACGGGUCCGUGCUACAGCCCCACCUCGGUGCGCGCGCACUGCUCCUACGCCGCCAACAGCUACUUCCAGCGGAACAGCCAGGCCAACGGCGCCACCUGCGACUUCGGCGGCACCGCCAACCUCACCGACACGGACCCGAGCUCUGGAACCUGCAAAUACCCUGCGACUCCGAGCGAGGCGGGGGCAAGCGGCAACGCGACCGGCACGGGCGCGUCCUCUCCAGGCUCCGCAAGCAACCCGGCGACAACGCCCAGCACGGGAGGGAGCUUCACGACACCGGUCGCCGCGUUCGGCCCCGUGCCCAGCACCGUCAGCGCCGGCACCGCCGCCGCGUUCGCUGGCCGCCACGUUCUCCUCCUCGCCGUCGUCUCCGUCCUGGCGUUCUUGGCGCGCUAAGUAAAACAGACUCGCUGGAUCACAACACAAGGCGGCCGAGCGCGAGCGGCGUCAGGAAGGGUGACUCUUCCGUGAUACUCCGCGCGCACGAGGGCUUUGGUGUGAGUGGGGGCUUUUGGCUAUUGUUUGUUCUUCUCUUAUUACGCUUCUUGCGGUUUUCUUCUGUUUUUGUUUUUGAAC
Molecule: messenger RNA, 961 nt
Organism: Panicum virgatum (switchgrass)
Lineage: Eukaryota; Viridiplantae; Streptophyta; Magnoliopsida; Poales; Poaceae
Product: PLASMODESMATA CALLOSE-BINDING PROTEIN 3-like
Exons: 5
Coding region: 227-781 (184 amino acids)
Source: RefSeq, a predicted model, not a curated record